AUGAGAAUCGGAAUCUGCAAAGUCCAAAACUUUUCGGUACUCUUUUUUUGUCCACCGAAAGCGGUCGAGCAAUUGUUGAAACAGUCGGAGGAUACGCAGUUCGUGCAGUUAUACGCGCAUUGCCGGUCGGAAUUCGAGCCGCAUUGUGACACCUCGUACAUCUCGUUCGGACAGGCGUCGCCACAUGGCAGGCAGAUAUGGGAGGAGCCGCUGCCGGAGGAGGAUUUACAGAGCCCACUAAACUCGGAUCUGACCGGCAAAUUCCGGGCGAGACGGCUACCGGAAGGGAAGAAGGAAAAUUCGAGCCCCAGCAAAUGGAAUUCCGCACGUGAAAUAAUCGCCGGCGGCGAUUUCGUAAAGCUGGACGCCGCCAGGUGGCGGAGUGCUUUUCUCGACGGUAUAACCCCAGCAAACGAUACUUCUAUCGGCGCUCUUAAUCCCACAGGCAAUCGGGAAAUCGGGCGGGCUAUCGACGUUAAGCUGACCGGAAAACGGGCCGGGCAAACCGUGCGAACCGGAUACGGAGAUUUCGUUCUCAAGAUCCAAACUUUUCCCCCAACAGAUGACUCGCGAGUGAACCCCUUCGAGAAUGCCACAGACCAAAAGACGCUCCGAUUUUGGGAAAAAAGUCCGCAGUUAAACUCAGAGCCUGCGGAGAUUGAUUGGAUCUGCCCGUCGAAGGGGCUUGCGCAGGCCGCAGAGGUGGUGGUCGCCGGCGCUGAUUUCCAGGUAUUCGGAGCCCCGAGAACCCAGUACCGAGCCCAUGGGGAUGAAGCCCGUGCUGCCCCAGCAGAAGGGCCGGCUCGAACCCAUCUGGAGACCGCAGACGAAGCCGUUUCCGCCGGUCAGGCCGAGGAACGGCGAGAGCGGCGGCGCGCCGCGGACGAUGGCGGAGUUGGAGCCGUAGCAGCUGGCGAUGUGGGAGCCGUCGGAUUUCAAGCCGCAGAAGGCGGGACCGCUCUCGCCGUAGGAUAUGGCGAUGGGGGACAUCGAGCCGAGGCUGUAAACCUCCCCGCAGAGCACGCCGGAGAAGAAGAGCAAGAAAAUCAUCAGCUUCUUCCGGUCGGUGAAAAAGGCUCGGCUUUUCCAUGGGUAUAG
Striga asiatica is the source of this 1098-nucleotide messenger RNA. The record is from the annotation of a GenBank genome assembly. NCBI's taxonomy places the organism in Eukaryota, Viridiplantae, Streptophyta, Magnoliopsida, Lamiales, Orobanchaceae.